Myxocyprinus asiaticus (Chinese sucker) is the source of this 1231-nucleotide messenger RNA. Its product is annotated as immediate early response 3-interacting protein 1. Bases 30 to 278 code for a protein of 82 amino acids. Gene Ontology annotation, cellular component: Golgi membrane; COPII-coated ER to Golgi transport vesicle; endoplasmic reticulum membrane. The record is from RefSeq and is a predicted model, not a curated record. Gene Ontology annotation, biological process: endoplasmic reticulum to Golgi vesicle-mediated transport. NCBI's taxonomy places the organism in Eukaryota, Metazoa, Chordata, Actinopteri, Cypriniformes, Catostomidae. The transcript is spliced from 3 exons.
CGCCGUUACGUCAGCACACUAGUGCCAACAUGGCGUUCACUCUGUACGCACUAAUUCAAACAGCGAUUUUAUUCACUAAUGCCAUCGCAGUUCUCCACGAAGAGAGAUUUCUUAGUAAAAUUGGCUGGGGAGCAGAACAAAGUAUCGGAGGAUUUGGAGAUGAACCAGGGAUUAAAGCACAACUUCUCAAUCUGAUUCGAUCUGUCAGGACUGUCAUGAGAGUGCCUCUAAUAGCAGUCAAUUCAGUAUGUAUCGUCUUACUAUUAUUGUUUGGAUGAAGAAUGAAUGGACCUCAGUGGAACGAAGUGAAUGUGGCAAAGGAAAAUGGACUGUUUUUUUGGUUAAUGUUUUUUUUUAUUUUUUUUUUUUACCUGUGGCUAUAUAUAUGUUGCUCUCAAAAUUGUAUUCUGAAUUACUGUAAAUCUUCUGGGAGUUUUAUAUUAAAAUAUCAGUAAGCAUUUUUUCCUUUUGUAUGUUUUGUAACUUUAAUUACUGAUAUUACAAAAGCACCUGUGUUUGUGCUAUUUUCUAGUAUGGUGUCCUAUUAUCAAGAUUCAAUGAGAACAAGUCAGACAGGUUCUCUCAUCAUUUACCCCUCACGCCAUCCCAGAUGUUUGACUUUGAUGGUCCAAAAAGCCCAUAAAGGCAGCAUAAAAGAAAUCCAUAUCUUCUGAAGUGAUAUGAUAGGUGUGGGUGAGAAACAGAUCAAUAUUUAAGUCCUUUUUUUUACUAUGAAUCUCCACUUUCAUUUUGACAUUCUUAUUUUGUUUUUGGCCAUUUGCAUUCUACGUGUAUAUCUCCAUCACCUGGGCAGGGAGAAUUUAUUUGCUUAAAUAUUGAUCUGUUUCUCACCCACACCUGUGUUCAUGCUUUAGAAGACUAAAUUACUUUUUGGAUUACUUUUAUGCUGACUUUUUGUGCUUUUUGGACCUUCUGUGUUCUGGUCACCAUUCACUUGCAUUGUAUGGACCUACAGAGCUGAAAUAUUCUUCUAAAAAUCUUCGUUUGUGAUCAGCAGAAGACAGAAAGUCAUACAUAUCUGGGAUGACAUGAAGGGGAGUAAAUGAUGACAGAAUUUUCAUUAAGAAAUGCAACCUGUUCUGUCUGAAGAAAUGAGGUUUGAAUUUUGAACAAAGAAGCCUCUGCCCUUGUGAGCCAGUCAAUGUAAAAAAGAAAAAAAAGAAUUGUUCAUUUUUCACAUUUUAAUAAAUUCAGUUUGUCUUUCCAUGUA